Morchella sextelata is the source of this 1404-nucleotide messenger RNA. RefSeq lists its product as uncharacterized. Bases 1 to 1404 code for a protein of 467 amino acids. Gene Ontology annotation, cellular component: membrane. The transcript is spliced from 5 exons. Gene Ontology annotation, molecular function: transmembrane transporter activity. NCBI's taxonomy places the organism in Eukaryota, Fungi, Ascomycota, Pezizomycetes, Pezizales, Morchellaceae. Gene Ontology annotation, biological process: transmembrane transport. The record is from RefSeq and is a predicted model, not a curated record.
AUGGUUGAAGACAUCAUUGGGUCGCAGCAUCAAACUCCUAGGCCGGAAUGCCUGGUCAACAAAUCCCCCGAGGAAUUGGAAGCAAUCAAGAAAACUAUGCUUAGAAAAUUGGAUACAAGGCUCAUGCCUACCUUGAUCAUAUUAUUCUUAUUGAAUAUCCUCGACCGUAACAACUUCACCAACGCUAGAUUGGGCGGCUUGGAAGACGACAUUGGCCUCAAUGAUCAUCAAUAUAAUACGUCUUUGAUGAUCAUGUAUGUUGGAUACCUGCUAUUUCAAUUUCCAUCCAACGUGAUAUUGUCUAGAUUUCCUCGCCCGGGUAUCUAUCUUUCAGUCGCAGCAUGUCUUUGGGGAGGUGUGUCUGCUUCUAUGGCAGCUGCUCACUCCUACGGUGCUGUGCUGUCUAUUCGUUUCUUUUUGGGUUUCGUUGAGGCCCCUUUCUUCCCCGGUGCUUUACUACUCCUGACUUCAUGGUAUUCUCGCGCUGAGCUUCCUCCGAGAAUUGCCUUUCUUUACGCCGGAAAUACUCUCUCCAAUGCCUUUGGGGGAAUGAUUGCUGCAGGUGUUUUGGACAAGAUGGAAGGUGUUGGUGGAUUACGUGCUUGGAGAUGGCUAUUCAUCAUCGAAGGAUGCAUUACCGUCGUUAUCGCUAUCGGAGCUGGCUUUAUUUUGCCCAACUAUCCUAAGAAAACCCGAUGGCUUACCGUCGAGGAACGCGAAUUCGCUGUGUGUCGUCUGACUGAAGAAGCCGGUGGUGUCGAAGACGACGACGGUAGCUCCAUCUGGAAGGGUGCGCUUAUGGCCCUUGCGGAUCCCAAGGUCUAUCUACUCAUUCUCCUCCAACUUUCCCUCCUUGUUGGUAUGGCAUACACCUACUUCUUCCCAACCAUCAUGAAAACUCUUGGAUAUAACAACAUCAUUACACUACUCCUGACCGCACCUCCAUACUUUCUUGCCUUUUUCACCUCCAUCGGCAAUUCCUUACACUCCGGAAAAACUAAUGAGCGUUGUUUCCAUAUUGCCAUCCCUCUCACCAUUUCCAUGCUUGGCAAUAUCCUUGUUGUGACCCUGGAAACCACUGCUGGUCGUUACGCCGCUAUGUUUCUUAUGACUAUGGGUGUCUACAGUGCCUUCAAUGUCACACUCUCGUGGGUCUCAUCAACAAUCCCUCGCCCAAAAGCCAAACGUGCUGCCGCACUUGCCAUGGUCAAUUCUAUCGCCAACUGUACCCACUUGUUCACUAGCUACCUGUACCCGAGUACGGACAAGCCCAGAUACCUGAAAGCCGGGACUUGGUUGAAGCAUGAGAACCGCAAGCUUGAUAGGGAAGAGGGUUUUGCGCCAGAUUCUAGCGAGGAAGUUGGGACUGAUGGACGCAGGAAGGGAUUCAGAUAUACCCUUUAA